ACUUCUGUUUUCCCCAGCUCGCUAGCACAGACGCGCCAUCUCUGAACAAGAAGUCCGUCGACAUUUUUAGCAGCAGAAACGAUUAAAAACCGACAGGUUUACACACGGGAACUUGUGAGACGACAAUAUAACGUUAUAUUCGUUAAAAAUAAUUCCCGCGUGAAGGCAACUUGGAUAAGAAAAGUGUUUUAUCCACUUAGCUAACUGUUAGCUUGUGACGUUGUUAGCUAAAACAACUUAGCUGCAAAGGAAUUUCACAGCCUGUUUAUGUUUCCGCCGCUUCAGAGAAAUGUUGGACGGAUCUCCGGCUCACAGCGAUGAAACCAACAUCGGCAACGUCGAAAACAACAACCCGGUGACGCUGAUUUCCGGCAGCGACGGGCUGAACACGGGCAACAAAGCGAGGCAGGCGCUGCUGAAGAAAGGGGGGAGGAAGCUGCGGUCGGCGGCGCCGCUGCACCAGCACCAGAAACCCCCGAGAAACGGCCCCAACGUCCGCCUGUCCGACCACAACAACAACAACACUCUGACGGCUCCGUCCGCCAAUAGACCCGCGGCCCAGCCCGGUACCGAGUUUCCUGCCGGUACACAGACCGUACUGACCCUCCAUCAUCUCAACCAGGGAGCCAGGAAAGAGGAGUCAUGUGAUGAACAAGCCCGUCUUCCUCUUUCUGCCGGCUGCUUCACCGAGCUGCUGAAACCUAAAGGUGGCAGAUUGGAGCCAGGAAGCCAAACUUCCCGCAACCAUCCCAGACACGAGCAGCUGACCCAGAAUGUGAACGGCCGGAGCCACAAGCCGAAGCAGGACCAAACCGCCGCUGCUUCCCACGCCGCGAAGAAGAAGGAUCGCAGCAGCCCCAACAAGCCUCCGCCCCAGGAGCAGAAGAAACCUCUCCACGCCUCCAACAACCUUAAGACCGUGAGCGCCAUGCCCGCUGAAACCGCACCAGAAUACCUCAAAGAUGGCGAGAAAGUGUACGCUGGAGCCAAGUUCAGCGAGCCGCCAUCACCCAGCGUCUUGCCCAAACCGCCCAGUCACUGGGUCGGAGAGAACGAGCCUCAGCUCAGCAACCAGAGCCGAGAGCAGAUGACUGUUCAUUUAAAGUCGCUGCUGAAGGUUCAAGACACGUCAUGACCGCCGCCACGGAGCACAACGACCCCAUAUCUGAUUAACAACCAACGCCAACAACUGGAAACAGUUUAAUGCAGUAAACGGAGUUUGGCCUUAAACACACUGUGAUAUGAUGUCGGGAGUUUUUAAGAACUUUAGUACAGUUUCCCAUCAGCCAACAGGCGGCGAGUGUUGAGGAGGCGUCGUGUUGUUGCUGGAGGUCUGACUGACAUGCCGUGUAUGUCAGUGGCUUCUGAUCGAACAUUUUCUGCCUUUCUGUCGGCAGAGAAAAGAGAGGAUGAGACUUUAUUGUGAUGGAGUUUGAGGCGGGAAAGAAAGAAGAGCAGACAGUUUCUCCAGCAGCAACGCCGUCGGUGCCUCGUGUUUACAUUAUGCAAAAUGACGAUGGCACUUUCUUUAAGGCAGCCUCGUGUUGAUCGACUUUUUAAAGAGCUUGUGUAAAUGUACAUAAUAUAUUGUAAACAUAUAUUUGUGUAUAUUUUUCCUUGUUAUUUUAACUGAGAUUCUAGUUUUGUUACUGAGGUUUUUUCCAAAAAAAGAGAAAAGAAAAAAAAGAGAAACUGAGGCACUUUGUUACAGCUCCUUCAGAGUGAAGCACAGUGGAUGUAAAGCGAGACUUUUCUUACUGAUUUGCACUGAAAACAAACGUGUGGACGGGCGAGAAACUUCACUCUGACCAUCCAAAGCUUCACCAGCCGCUCCGAUGAAUUCACCAGCCGCAGCAGAGCGACGUCCACUUUCAAAAUGGCUCGGAGAGAGUUUACCAGCUGGUCACCCUCCACCCCCACCCCCACCCCCCGAGCUGGUGGAGUCCAAUCAGGGACUGUGAAGCUGACGGGCUGAAGAGAAGAUGAAAGUCUCACUGCCAGCUGCUGCAGAAAGCCACAACAAGUGCUUUUUCUUUACCCUCACUGCACUGACCCGGAGUACGUCCACAUGAAGCCGGCUCAGUCUGAAACCAGCUCUGUCCACACUGAGCGGCUGCUUCUCUCACCUGCAUGUAGAGCGUUUACUAAACAGUCAUUUUGAAACGCUGUCUCACGAGGACGAUCUCCUGUCAGUCGGUCAGCUGUUGUCACCAACUGAACCGGAGCCAAACAUUUGCUGCGUCCAGCUGCUGAAACGUGACGAUUUGCAGCUUUUUUUCUGUUUUAUUUCAAAGUAAACCGAAUGUUCGGAGUGAAGAACAAAAUUAGACGCUUCAGUAUGUCACUCUGACAUAUUGAUCAGUCCCUAAUUAAAAUGGGGACCAGUUGUAGCUGGCGAUGCCCCAAUCACACCUUGCACUGAUACCGAUCAUUUCGUUGUUACGUCACAGCAGCUGGAUCAGCGGUUGGUCGGUCUGUUUAGCUGUGUAGUGACCUGGGACGUCCAACAGCUUUUACUUUGUGCAACAGAACAGUAUGAAAAACUCAAGGAGCUUUGCAGAUGUCGUACGUUCUAUCAGCCUCACACACUUUGUAAAAAGGUCCACGCGGCCGCCAUGUUGUUUUGUUUUGGCGGCCUGUUGGUGGGAGGCGAGGCUGCUCUCAGCGGCAGACACCAGAGUAUUAACCACAGCUGAUCGGUAGGAGCAUUAAUUCACGUCUACCAAUCAGGUAUUUUUAAUGAAAAUCGGAUCAGCUGAUCGAUCGGGGCCUCCCUGGUUUUAGCCUCAUAAUGAUAAAACAGUAAUUUGAUGGCUGCUGGUUAACGUAGUGUUUCUGAGCUGCCAUCAGAUCGUUAUCGCAGUAGAAACAGAUGAGGUGUAACGAGGGUCUGACGUCGGCCCUGAUGACAGUUUCUCCCUUCGCUCGGUGAAAAGAGGACGAGGAGAUGAAGCUGUCGCUGCAGCGUGGACAAGCGUUUUUAAACAUGACACGGCUUCAUGUGGACGUAGUCUUACUGUCUGUAUAUGAUGUUUUCUUCUUCAUUUCUCUGAGAUCACUCCAUGUUUACAGAGAGAGCAGUGAGUGUUCGGUUCGUCACAGGUGAUCAUGUGAUCAGGAACCACGUGUGCUUUUUUUUUUUUUUACUGUAAUGUUUCUGUGGACGCAGGCAGCUGCUGGGUCUCGUCUCUUCACCUCUGUGACGUCAUGUAAAUGGAAAAUUGUAUUAAUGUAGCAAAAACUGCCCAUUUUAUUGCAGUGUUUUAACAUUAUGUCAUUCCAGUUCUAAGAAUAAGAAUAUUAACGACUCCUCCCCAUUAUCGCGAUUUGGAAAAAAUAAUUUUAUGAAGCAUUUCAUAUCUAAAUUAUAUUAAAAUAUUGGUUACCCCGA
Molecule: messenger RNA, 3391 nt
Organism: Seriola aureovittata
Lineage: Eukaryota; Metazoa; Chordata; Actinopteri; Carangiformes; Carangidae
Gene: pnrc1
Product: proline-rich nuclear receptor coactivator 1
Exons: 3
Coding region: 290-1135 (281 amino acids)
Biological process (GO): nuclear-transcribed mRNA catabolic process, nonsense-mediated decay
Cellular component (GO): P-body; nucleus
Source: RefSeq, a predicted model, not a curated record